Messenger RNA from Oreochromis niloticus (Nile tilapia), 2298 nucleotides. RefSeq lists its product as uncharacterized. Bases 1 to 2277 code for a protein of 758 amino acids. The transcript has 2 exons. The record is from RefSeq and is a predicted model, not a curated record. Gene Ontology annotation, molecular function: nucleic acid binding. Gene Ontology annotation, biological process: DNA integration. Lineage: Eukaryota; Metazoa; Chordata; Actinopteri; Cichliformes; Cichlidae.
AUGAGACAGCUACUGGCCAGGGGAGGAUUUGAGAUACGGCAGUGGGCUAGUAAUGUGCCAGAGGUGGUGUCCCACCUGCCUACUGCGGCCCGUUCUGACAGCUGUGAGCUCUGGCUGACCUUUAACCAAGCUGAUCCACAAGAGUCGAUGCUUGGGUUACGUUGGCAUUGCCCCACCGAUACCUUGGGGUACAAGCAUCGCCCAGUCUCCUACGCAACACCAACUCUUCGCAAUGUGUACAAGGUGCUUGCCAGCCAGUAUGACCCUCUAGGGUUUAUCAUUCCCUAUACCACUAGAGGGAAGAUUCUUGUACAAUCGAUGUGGCAGAAGGAGAUGGGCUGGGAUGAACCUAUCACUGGUGUCCUUCGUGCCACCUGGGCAGAAUGGGAAAAGGAGCUGCCGUACCUGCAGAACAUUACCUUACCGAGGUGUUAUGUGCCACCUGCUACAGACUCUCCGAGUUGCACGUUUGAGCUGCACGUGUUCUGUGAUGCCUCCGAGAAAGCGUAUGGAUCGGUAGCUUAUCUGAGGACCACAGAUUGCCACGGACAUGCCAGCACUUCAUUCCUGUUGGCCAGAUCCCGAGUCGCUCCUCAGAAGGGAUUGUCCAUGCCUCGGCUCGAGCUCAGUGCUGCUCUCACUGGCGCGCAGCUUGCCAAGACUCUCCAAACUGAACUUACCAUACCCCUGCAGAAUACCAUCUUGUGGACUGACUCUACUACCGUGCUGAGUUGGUUGCAGUCAGAUUCCUGCCGGUACAACGUCUUUGUCGGGACUCGAAUUGCUGAAAUCCAGGAGCUCACCAGUUCUCAUCAGUGGAGGUAUGUCACGUCAGCAGAAAACCCGGCUGAUGACAUCACCAGGGGGAAGGAACUCUGUAGUCUUUCGGCAGACAGCCGUUGGGCUCAGGGCCCCGAGUUCUUGCAACAAAGUUCGGCACACUGGCCCUCCCAACCUACUGGUAGGGCUGAGACUACAGAUGAGCUGCGCAAGGGGAUGUUAUGUGGGCUGGUCACAGUGGCCCAGACUCCUACUCCAGACCCUGGAAACUUCACAUCUUGGGAGGAGCUUGUGGAAGCUACUUACUAUGCGCGCCACGGGGCGGCUUCUCCUCCAAUGACCGCCAUUGAUCGUGUGGAGGCCGAGAUAGCCAUUUUGAAGUCAGCUCAGUGUGACAGUUUUCCGGAGGAGGUGGUAGCUCUGAUGAAGGGACGGACUCUGGCCCUGAAUAGUCGACUUUGUUCGCUCUGCCCUGAGUAUGAUCAGGUUACUGGCCUGAUAAGGGUUGGAGGACGCCUGAGACGUGCCGAAGGUCUGGACUCAGACACCAUACACCCUAUUGUGCUACCUCCCGAACACCCGGUAACUAAGCUCCUUGUCCAACACUUUGACACGAUUCUGUUGCACCCUGGUCCAGAGCGCGUCUUUGCAGAGAUACGGCGCGCUUAUUGGAUCAUUAGAGGGCGACAAGUAAUCCGGAGACAUCAAAGACAAUGUGCAGAGUGCCAGAAAUGGCGGGGGAGGCCUGCUUCCACCAAAAUGGCUGAUUUGCCGGCAGCGAGACUCCGGAUCCACAAACCUGCUUUCUGGUCAACGGGAGUUGAUUGCUUCGGUCCCUACACCAUCAAGAUAGGCCGGAGGCAUGAGAAGCGCUGGGGCAUAAUCUUUAAGUGCCUAACCACCCGAUGUGUACACCUGGAUUUGCUGCCAAGCCUGGACUCAGACGCUUUCCUCAUGGCUGUGCGAAGAUUUGUCUCUCGACGGGGUACCCCAUUCGAGAUAUGGUCAGAUCAGGGCACUAAUUUCCGAGGGGGUGCUCGAGAGUUACAGGAAGCUUUCUCUAUGAUGACGCCCAUUCUUCAGGCACAGCUAGCAAAGCAGAGGAUAACCUUUCAUUGUAAUCCACCGCAUGCCCCCCACUUUGGGGGAGCAUGGGAACGGGAGAUAAGGUCGGUUAAGGGGGCACUCCAGGUCAUCCUGAAGAAUCAGAUUGUGACGGAAGAAGUCCUCUGCACGGCUCUCCUUGAAGUAGAAGGGAUCCUUAAUGCGAAACCUCUUGGUUACGCAUCCUCGGAUAUUGCUGAUCCUGACCCCAUUACACCAAAUCUCCUGCUUAUGGGGCGGCGGGACGCUUCACUGCCGCAGGUGAUUUACGGACCAGGGCAUUUUAUCACCAGUCGAAGAUGGAAACAAAGCCAGAAACCACACCAUAUCACCCCUCCACAUCCUCCUACUGUAUGCCAUACCUUCCUGUACCAUCCAUCUGACCGCCAAUAAACUCCACCUGUGGUAAUCUAA